UUUGUCCGUGAUUACUUCUUGAAGAACCCUCUAGAUCAUCCACUCAGGGUGCCACGCCUAAGAUUCACUACCAGUAGUGUCUGGUUUAGACUAAACCACUGGAUUGAUCAUGAUUUGCGAGCUUAUGUAUUGGACUUUUUCCGGCUGCUGAUGGGACGACAACCAUGCAGUGUACAAUACAAUGAAAGCCAGAAAAAAACAUUGAAAUCUUUGGAUUAUUUUACCCUGAAUCAGUGGGAAUUUUCAAAUGACAACUUGGUGAUGUUGUGGAACAAAGUGAAUAAGGAGGACCAAUCGGUUUUCAAUUUUAAUGUAAAGAGCAUCAAUUGGCCAUCUUAUGUGGAAAACUACUGUCUUGGCGUGAAGAGGUAUUUUUUGAAAGAAGAAUUGUCGGGCUUGCCAGGCGCAAGAAGGGCAAUGAAAAGAUUACAGUAUUCCUGGUUUCUCAUAAAAAUCACCACAUUCAUCAUAGUGUGGUGCCUCCUGGCUAAGCGUGUGGCUGUUGCUCGGGCUUUAUGGCAGAAAGUUAUCUUUUUAGCUUUAUUUAUUUACCAGAAACUUCCAAGCUUUGCCAAGUCACAUUGAUUUUGUUACUCAUUCAAAUCAUCUGAAUUCACAUCUUUGUGAGUUUCCAUGGUUUAUAAUGACUGGAAAUAAUAUGGUGCCAUUUGUAAAUAUUAUGAAAGAAGUGUAGAUGUUCCUGCAAACUAUGAAAUCAUUCCUUACUUGGUGCACCUUAUUAAUGUUCAAUGCAAUGAUGCAGCAAAAGUUAUUGGCUAUUGCUAUUACCACCUUGAAUAUUUUAAAGUAAUUUUUGUGAAAUUUCAAGUUAUGCAGCAAAUCCAGAUGGAAACUUGUGCCUCAAAUACAUCACAGUAAAUUUUAGUUCUACUAUAAGAACUGUAUCAAGAUGUUCAUUUUUAUUUUUUUAUAUGACAUAUUAUUUUCAAUUUGAAAGUUUGUUGGAAGGAUCAUUUGCCGCUCCUUAAUAAAUUUAUUGAGUUUUACAAACCCAUAUUUCUUUAAUUACUUCAGACAUAAAAACUCUGUGGUUCUGGAAUUGUAAAUUGUAAACUGAAGCCAAAAUUUCACAUACAUUUCAGGCAUUGUUGGAUAGUUUUGAUUUAUCAUGAACAGUCGAUCAUACUUUUAAAUGUUUGAAAGAUCAAGCAAUUAGUCAUUUUAACCUUUUUUUCCAAAAAAUGCUAAAUCAAGGUGUACAGUUCAAUCCCCAUUUCAUAAAAGGAGUACUAUGGUAAUGUCCAUCUUUUCAAUAGGCAAAAAUUAUCCAACUUUCAGAUGUCACUUGAAAAUCGUAAAAAUUAUAUUUUUGUAUAGCAUUUGUGGUGCUUUUAAUGCAUAGAACA
Lingula anatina is the source of this 1367-nucleotide messenger RNA. RefSeq names its product fatty acyl-CoA reductase 1-like. The record is from RefSeq and is a predicted model, not a curated record. Gene Ontology annotation, cellular component: peroxisome. Gene Ontology annotation, molecular function: alcohol-forming very long-chain fatty acyl-CoA reductase (NADP+) activity. NCBI's taxonomy places the organism in Eukaryota, Metazoa, Brachiopoda, Lingulata, Lingulida, Lingulidae. Gene Ontology annotation, biological process: long-chain fatty-acyl-CoA metabolic process.